UUAUUUUUUUAUGGAAAGCCGACAGUGAUGAGGGCAGGUUGAGGGUUUUCCGCUGAUGUGUGCACAAGCAAUGGAGGGCGAGGCACUUAUAUUAGAGGUGAUGGUCAGAGCUGGAGGGGGACUCGAGGCUCGUCGAAGGCUCCAUCUCGCGUCAGCCCAAACACACACACUCACACACAGCACAAGUCACCAUGGAAGCUGCCAUCAACACCAUCGUCGGCCAGUUUAAGGAGUUUGCUGGGAAGGAUGGAUCCUCCAGCACACUGAGCAAAGAUGAGUUCCACAAGCUGGUGACCUCCCAGCUCCCCAACUUUGUCAAGAACGCCAAGGAUCCCGGAGCCAUUGACCAGCUGAUGAGCUCCUUGGACGAAAACAACGACGGCGAGCUAACUUUCUCCGAGUUCUGGCAGCUGAUUGGAAAACUGGCGUGCAAACAGGGAGGCUUCUGUCAGUAGAGAUUUCCCGUCGACUCAGCAAUCAGAUCAGCUCAUUUAGGCUGUAAAACUGAUGGUUUUAUCGCUCUGGCUUCGUUAACCAUUGGUUGAAUGAGAGGAACUCUGGAUUAAAAGCUCUUUUGUUUUAAA
Messenger RNA from Nothobranchius furzeri (turquoise killifish), 584 nucleotides. RefSeq names its product S100 calcium binding protein A11 (gene s100a11). NCBI's taxonomy places the organism in Eukaryota, Metazoa, Chordata, Actinopteri, Cyprinodontiformes, Nothobranchiidae. The record is from RefSeq and is a predicted model, not a curated record. Gene Ontology annotation, molecular function: transition metal ion binding; calcium-dependent protein binding; calcium ion binding. Gene Ontology annotation, cellular component: perinuclear region of cytoplasm.